CACCGCCGUCGCUGGCGUGCGACAUCAGCUCGUUGGUGCGGCGAACCAAUUCUCGUAUGUUUGUUCAUUUGUGAGCAAGAUGGCGAGUGAAUCGCUGAAGCAGUGCGGGCAGCCGCAUUUGGCUAAGCAGGAUCUAGCUACAUUGGAUAUCAGCAAACUCGAUGCUUUCACACAUGAGGUUAUUAGUAGACAGGCUACCAUCAAUAUUGGUACAAUAGGUCAUGUGGCCCAUGGCAAGUCGACAGUGGUUAAAGCAAUUUCCGGUGUUCAAACUGUUCGAUUUAAAAAUGAGCUGGAACGGAACAUUACCAUCAAGCUGGGCUAUGCCAACGCAAAGGUGUACGAGUGCGACGAGCCUAAGUGCCCUCGACCGGGACGUUUCAGGUCCUAUGGCAGUGGCAAGGAGGAUGAUUUUCCUUGCGAUCGGACAGGCUGUAACGGUCGGAUGAAGCUAAAAAGGCACGUAUCUUUUGUCGAUUGUCCUGGUCACGAUAUCCUGAUGGCCACUAUGCUUAACGGUGCCGCCGUCAUGGAUGCUGCGCUGUUAUUGAUCGCUGGCAAUGAAAGUUGUCCGCAACCGCAAACCUCGGAACAUUUGGCGGCAAUCGAAAUUAUGCAACUGAAGCAUAUUCUUAUCCUGCAAAACAAGAUAGAUCUCGUCAAGGAGACACAAGCGAAAGAGCAAUAUACGCAGAUUAUUAAGUUCCUUGAAGGGACCGUCGCCGAGGGCGCUCCAAUUAUUCCGAUUUCCGCCCAGCUCAAAUAUAACAUUGAGGUUAUCUGCGAGUACAUCAUAAAGAAGAUCCCGAAGCCUCUGCGAGAUUUUACGUCCGAGCCGCGUUUGAUUGUUAUUCGAUCGUUCGACGUGAAUAAGCCUGGCUGUGAUGUCGAUGAUCUGAAGGGCGGCGUCGCUGGUGGCUCGAUCCUUCGAGGUGUGUUGCGUGUCGGCCAGGAAAUCGAGGUACGACCUGGAAUCGUGUCGAAGGAUGCAGAGGGCAAGCUUAUGUGCAAGCCAAUCUUCAGUAAAGUUCUGUCGUUGUGCACAGAACAAAACGACCUGAUGUAUGCGGUACCCGGUGGACUCAUAGGUGUGGGAACAAAGAUCGAUCCAACGCUGUCUCGUGCCGAUCGUAUGGUCGGUCAGGUUCUUGGCUCGGUAGGCGCUUUGCCGUCAAUCUACAGUGAACUCGAGAUUGCCUUCUACCUAAUGAGGCGUUUGCUCGGUGUGAGAACCGAGGGUGAGAAAAAGGGAACGAAAGUACAGAAGCUUUCAAAGGGUGAGGUACUUAUGGUUAACAUCGGGUCGCUAUCGACCGGCGGUCGUGUCAUCGCUGUGAAGAACGAUCUCGCGAAAAUUUCACUCACGGCACCUGUCUGCACCGAAGUUGGUGAGAAAAUCGCCCUAUCUCGACGAGUUGAGAAGCAUUGGCGUCUCAUUGGAUGGGGCCAGAUUAAGCGGGGUGUAACGAUCAAUCCGGUAGCCAGAAGUUGAACUAAUUGGGUAUUAAAUUCAUGCGGCGUCUAGGCUCGUGUGUUCGAAUAAAGUUCAUUUACAUCUUGCAUCUCGAAUUUUGGACUGAAGGGCGAAAACCGGGAAAACCAAAAAGCAUAAUGGGAUGUAACCGCUAACGUAUGAAAAAAUCAAUUAUUAAAUGAUGACCGGAUUAGAAGAAUAAUGUAUGACGUGUAACAGCUAACAACAAUCACUAGAAGCUGCAGCAACACAUACGAUAACGAGAACAAACUGAUCGUACGCUAGCGAUAAAACGGCCGUAAAUCAUUCGAAGACUACUGGAACAAUGAUAACGCCAUUAAUAACUAAAGGAUGUUUUGUUAGAAACGCCUGACUUGACCAGUUUGAUUCGACCAUUUUCUUAUGGUCAGACAAAUAUGGGAUUGGACCGAUUCACAGUUUGUGUAAAACUGUAUAGUAGGACGGGCGCCACGGAGGUGCGACUUCGGGACCGCUGACGAUACAAUUGAGUGAUAACCUCAUCUAGUCGGUGUAAGGGAAGUCGCCAAACUUUUAACUAGCAGCACUCGGCCAAGCUGCAGCGACAGUGGAUGGCAUACAAUUUUGUUUGUCAAGAGAAGAAAGGAAAUACAUUAAAAUUAAAUGUUUGAGAAAUGAAAAAAACUGAUAAGCAGUUACUUGCACACACAUAUACACAGAUAUAUACAUAGAGAUUUAAUUGCGCAUACACAUACCAGCGACGAUUCUUUGCAUUAUUAUUAGUUACUAAUGGAAUUGAAUCAAUAACAACAACAAAAGAGAGGAAAAGCAAGCAACAAUUGAUGUAAAAUGUUAAGUAGCUAAAUAAAAGGCUGCCGACAGCGAGCCAGCACCGAGUGAUUGAAAAUCUU
Varroa destructor (honeybee mite) is the source of this 2364-nucleotide messenger RNA. It is a transcript of the gene eIF2gamma, whose product is annotated as eukaryotic translation initiation factor 2 subunit gamma. NCBI's taxonomy places the organism in Eukaryota, Metazoa, Arthropoda, Arachnida, Mesostigmata, Varroidae. The record is from RefSeq and is a predicted model, not a curated record. Gene Ontology annotation, biological process: formation of translation preinitiation complex. Gene Ontology annotation, molecular function: GTP binding; tRNA binding; translation initiation factor activity. Gene Ontology annotation, cellular component: eukaryotic translation initiation factor 2 complex; cytosol.